Messenger RNA from Suillus subaureus, 1080 nucleotides. RefSeq lists its product as uncharacterized. The coding region runs from base 1 to 1080 and encodes 359 amino acids. The transcript has 6 exons. NCBI's taxonomy places the organism in Eukaryota, Fungi, Basidiomycota, Agaricomycetes, Boletales, Suillaceae. The record is from RefSeq and is a predicted model, not a curated record.
AUGGGGCAGGGUCAUUGUUACUCUGCACUAUCUUGGGUAGCCAAUGGUCACCCCCAACAGCCACCAGCAACUCCCAAUUGUUUUUCUUGGUGGCUUCAUCGUGCAUGUCCGGAGGACUUCCAGAGGCUGGCUACUCUGGUGGAGAGUGCAGGAGGACUUCCGGAGGAGCGUGGGAAAUGUCCGGAGGAGCGUGGGAGAGUUCCGGAGGAAUGCAGGAAAUGCUCAGGAGAGUUCCCGCUGCAAGGUAAUACUUCUACAGGAAAACAGGAUGGAAGGAUAGGAGGUCUGGAGGACAGGAGGUCUGGAGGUAUGGAGGACGGAAUGUCCGAAGGUACGGAGGGUGGAAUGUCCAAAGGUACGGAGGGUGGAAUGUCCAAAGGACAGGAUGCCCGGAGGUAUGAGGGACAGGACGUCCAGAGGUACAGAAGACAGGAGAAGCAAACAGAGGUAGACUACUCUAAGGUAGAGUUGGAGGGACAGGAAGUGGACCUAAGUCCGGAAAGAGGUGAUUAUGAUAAUGGCAAGCUGGUUCACAGUGUUGACAAACAUGGAAAUGCCUGGACUCAGGAUGCCUCAGAGGUGUUAUGUCAUCACUUGGGCCCGGAAUUGUGGAAGCAGUCCCUGGACAUGGCAGGCACCAAAGGGAUGAUUCUGCUGGCUUGUGGUUCAAUGUUCAUGAAGCCUUUGCAUUUUGAAAAAAUCAAGUCACUGGUCUCCAGCAAGCGCCUGCAGUUCAUCAUUGGAUUCACUGCUCAUUCGGUUCAACCUUCCAUGGUCAUGCCCUUCAUGCUAUGGGUGAUCAUACAGGUCUACAUUCACCAUUUGCCUGUUGAGCAGGCCCUUGAGCAGGAGAUCGCUCACUGGAGUCUGCUGUCCCAUAUCCCCAUGGUGUUGAUUUGUUGGAAUCAAGACAAGCAUCUGAUUAGCCAGAAAUAUAUAACUUCCACUCUCUCUGGCAAAUGUGGGGCCUUCCCCCCCAAUGUGGCAAUCCCUAUGCAACCCUCAGCCUGGGGACAUCCUAGCCAAACACUCCAAUCACCAAGGCCCCAACUUCUUGAAGCUCUGGUGCAACCACUGUGA